UUCCACACAGCAUCCUAGUGCAGAACUGGUAGGCACCAUGAGGACCCUCUCUCUGCUCACUCUGCUGGCCCUGGCUGCAUUCUGCUUCUCUGGUCCAGCAGAUGCAAAGCCCAGGGGCUCAGAGUCUGACAAAGCCUUCGUGUCCAAGCAGGAGGGCAGUAAGGUAGUGAACAGACUCCGGCGCUACGUGGGCCAUGGACUUGGAGCCCCAGCCCCCUACCCAGACCCCUUGGAGCCCAAGAGGGAGGUGUGUGAGCUCAACCCCAAUUGCGAUGAACUAGCAGACCACAUCGGCUUCCAGGAUGCUUACAGCCGCUUCUACGGCACCACUGUUUAGGGCAGUCUCAACUUCGGCUACGCCAGGAUCCGACCCUCCCUGUGUCCUCUCUGCCCUGCAAGUGUGGGUGGCACAGCUGCUCCAAUAAAGUCCAGAUGAG
Messenger RNA from Microtus oregoni (creeping vole), 437 nucleotides. It is a transcript of the gene Bglap, whose product is annotated as bone gamma-carboxyglutamate protein. The record is from RefSeq and is a predicted model, not a curated record. Lineage: Eukaryota; Metazoa; Chordata; Mammalia; Rodentia; Cricetidae. Gene Ontology annotation, biological process: response to vitamin K; bone development; regulation of bone mineralization. The transcript is spliced from 4 exons. Bases 38 to 337 code for a protein of 99 amino acids. Gene Ontology annotation, cellular component: extracellular region. Gene Ontology annotation, molecular function: structural constituent of bone; calcium ion binding; hydroxyapatite binding.